GGGAAGAUGACGGGCCGCAGUUCCAUACACACCCCCCGCUCCUGUGUGUGACACAUCGCUGAGCAUCCUGCGCUGAGCCGAGCGGGGAGCGCAUACACAUUGCGCUGGAUGGGCUGGCACCCCGUGUGGCCAUUGGCAACUAGCGGACGGGAAGGCUGUGAUUGCUGAGAGGUGCCUGAGCACAUGGGGCGCUCCGUUGGGCUGGGGGAGCAGGAAUAUCGCUGAGGAAAUGAGGCGCACUGUCUGGGUAGCACAGGAGCGCAGCGCUGGCCCAAGGGGAUGCGCCCGAGUAGCGCCAGUGUGAUACCUGCCGAGACCGCAGCGCACUCCGGUGCCCACAGAACCAUGAUGGGAUUACCCUACUCAUUGCUUUUCUAUUUUAUUCUAAAAGUCUGUGACGUAUUGGCCGCAGCAGAUAAUGAAACCUACACGACACAACCAAGUUUGACCACCCCCCCUGAAAAUGACACUGGCUCGCUGCUGACAUCAGUGCUGGUGCCCCUCCUCGUCUGCUUUGUCCUUAUUCUGCUGGCCGGAUACCUGUUAAGGUCCAGAAAACACAGAAAGGCAGAUGUCAACACCAGUGACAAGAAGAUGCCCAAUGGAAUCCUAGAGGAACAAGAACAACAAACAGUGAUGUUGCUGAGCAGCUCGCCCACGGUCUAUAAGAAGUACUUCCCUAUUCCGGUGGAAAACCUGGAGGAGGAGUUUAGGAUAAGAUCAGCGGAUGACGGGAAACUCUUCCGAGAGGAGUAUAAUUCAUUGCAGCCUGGGAGUAUACACGGAACACAUGAAGCAGCGAAUAAAGAAGAAAAUAAAGAGAAAAACAGAUACCCCAACAUUCUGCCUUAUGAUCAGUCCAGAGUUAUUUUGAUACCAGUUGAUGGCGGACCUUGUUCCGACUAUAUUAAUGCUUCCUACAUAGAUGGUUAUAAAGAAAGGAAUAAAUUCAUAGCAGCCCAAGGCCCCAAGCAAGAAACCGUUAAUGAUUUCUGGCGGAUGAUUUGGGAGCAAAAAUCUGCCACUAUAGUCAUGCUUACCAACCUGAAAGAAAGGAAGGAGGACAAAUGCUACCAGUACUGGCCUGACCAGGGGUGCUGGAUCUACGGAAAUAUUCGCGUUGCUGUGGAAGAUGUGGUAGUCCUUGUAGAUUACACAAUCCGCAAGUUCUGCAUUCAGCCGGUUCAUGAUGGCUGCAAGGCACCCCGGCUCAUCACUCAGUUGCACUUUACCAGUUGGCCCGACUUUGGAGUUCCCUUCACACCUAUCGGGAUGCUGAAGUUCCUAAAGAAAGUGAAGUCUGUGAAUCCUGUCCAUGCUGGUCCCAUUGUUGUUCAUUGCAGCGCCGGCGUUGGGCGGACGGGCACUUUCAUUGUAAUAGAUGCCAUUAUAGACAUGAUGAAUGAAGAAAAGAAGGUCAAUGUCUUCGAUUUUGUCUCAAAGAUAAGGAAUCAGCGCCCUCAGAUGGUCCAGACGGAUAUGCAGUAUUCAUUUAUUUACCAGGCCUUACUAGAAUACUACCUCUAUGGGGACACGGAGCUGGAUGUGGCCUCUUUAGAAAAGCACCUCCAGGCUCUGUACACUCCGGCACCACAUUUUGAUAAAAUAGGGCUGGAGCAAGAAUUCAAGAAACUCACCAGUGUUCGAAUUAUGAAGGAGAACAUGAGAACGGGAAAUUUACCUGCCAACAUGAAGAAAGCCAGAGUGAUACAGAUCAUCCCUUAUGAUUUCAACAGAGUGAUUUUAUCAAUGAAAAGAGGAGAAGAAUACACAGACUAUAUAAAUGCCUCUUUUAUUGAUGGUUACCGGCAGAAAGACUAUUUUAUUGCAACCCAAGGGCCACUUCCUCACACAGUGGAAGAUUUCUGGAGGAUGGUGUGGGAAUGGAAAUCUCAUACUAUUGUCAUCCUCACAGAGCUGCAGGAAAGGGAGCAGGAAAAAUGCUGCCAGUACUGGCCAUCGGAGGGCACUGUAACGCACGGGGAAAUAAAUAUAGAAAUUAAAAGUGACCGACUCCUGGACACAAUAAGUGUGAGAGACUUCAUAGUUACAAGCAGCCAGGAAAAGCAGACUCGGUUGGUUCGGCAGUUUCAUUUUCAUGGCUGGCCUGAAAUUGGGAUUCCUGCAGAAGGGAAAGGAAUGAUCGACCUCAUUGCAGCAGUCCAGAAACAGCAGCAACAGACAGGGAACCACCCAAUUGUUGUACAUUGCAGCGCGGGAGCUGGAAGAACAGGGACAUUCAUUGCACUAAGUAACAUUCUGGAGCGAGUGAAGGCGGAAGGAUUGCUGGAUGUUUUCCAGACCAUAAAAAGUUUACGGAUGCAAAGACCACAUAUGGUGCAAACACUGGAACAAUAUGAAUUCUGCUAUAAAGUGGUACAAGACUACAUUGACAUAUUUUCCGAUUACGCCAAUUUCAAGUGACAGCAGCUGCGGCCAGGGGGGAGGAGCCUCGCUGUUUUUUUUUUUUUUUUAAUCUGUACAAAUCCUGUAAUAUUAUCAACUGUCUUGGGGUUAAUUUAUCCUGCUUUUGACAAUAUGCUUUUGUAUUCCAAGCCUAAUGUGCAUCCAGUGUCUCAGCCUUGUGUUGUAUAAAGAUUAAAAUGCACACGUUCAUGGGCGGGCGGGCGGGGGAGGGGCAAUCCAUGUACAAUAAUGUAUAUAUUUAUUUAUUUACAAAUGAAAUGUAUAUUAUCUUACAAGAGACUUAUAUGCAGA
This is a messenger RNA of Xenopus tropicalis (tropical clawed frog), 2718 nucleotides long. RefSeq names its product protein tyrosine phosphatase, receptor type E (gene ptpre). The record is from RefSeq and is a predicted model, not a curated record. Gene Ontology annotation, molecular function: hydrolase activity; protein tyrosine/serine/threonine phosphatase activity; protein tyrosine phosphatase activity. Gene Ontology annotation, cellular component: cytoplasm; plasma membrane. Bases 280 to 2424 code for a protein of 714 amino acids. The transcript has 20 exons. Lineage: Eukaryota; Metazoa; Chordata; Amphibia; Anura; Pipidae.